Messenger RNA from Mauremys mutica (yellowpond turtle), 3633 nucleotides. RefSeq names its product cadherin related family member 4 (gene CDHR4). The coding region runs from base 49 to 2463 and encodes 804 amino acids. The transcript has 17 exons. Gene Ontology annotation, cellular component: cell-cell junction; membrane. The record is from RefSeq and is a predicted model, not a curated record. Gene Ontology annotation, biological process: homophilic cell-cell adhesion. Lineage: Eukaryota; Metazoa; Chordata; Testudines; Geoemydidae. Gene Ontology annotation, molecular function: calcium ion binding.
GCUGAGCUGAGCUGCAUCCAGUCUCUCAGAACUGCCUCUUGGGGAUUCAUGGGGCCGCAUGGGCACCAGUCCUUCCUGCUGCUCCUGGCCCUCUGUGCCACAGGGGCCUUCGUCAGCGCCACAGUGCUGUCCGGCCUGCCCACCACAGUGAGCGUGAUGGAGAGUGCAGGACCGGGUACGAUCAUCGUGGAGUUCAACUUGACCUGCCAGAAUGAGAGCAGCGUCCCCACCCCUGCCCCUACCCUGCAGAGCACCCCACCGACCUCCUUCUUUAACCAACCCACCGUCACCCACCACACGAGCCCAACUGUCCACUACAGCGUGCAGAUCACGCUGAGCCCCAGUGCGGCGCUGGAUGCUUGGCAGGUCAAUCAGUACACACUGACCCUGGAGGCCACCUGCCCAGGGGAGAUGCCUGCCAACGGCCAGCUCUUCGUCCAGAUCCACACAGUGGAUGGCCCCCCCCAGUGCAUGGCCAGGUUUGCUAGCCAAGUGGGGGAGCUGGUGCAAGUCCCAGAGGAUGUGGCACCCCUGACGCCCAUCUACACCGUGGUCCUGCGGCGGCCGGCUAGCGGGCUGAGUUUCACCAUAGAAGACAAUGACACGCCCCUCACCAUCGACCACACCGGGCAGGUGCUGGCACCAGGAUCGGGCUUCAUCCCAGCCCAUGCUGGCCAGGCGUUCAGGCUGCAGAUCCUGGUGACUGACAGGAGCAGGAGAAACUGCAGUGGGGCCGUGACAGUGAGGGUGCUGCCCAUCCACCACCCCCACAUCAACUUCACGGUGGAGUGGCGCCACGUGGCCGUGCUGGAGAAGAGAGGUGCCAUGCAGCUUAUCACGCAGGUCCAGGCCCAGGGGGACAACGUGCGCUAUGAGAUCAUCGCCCCGGCCGCCCACAGGCUCUACACCAUCGAUGCAGUGACUGGCGAGCUCCGCAACACCUACCAACUGGACCUGCAGCGCUCCCCAGAGGUGGCACACACCCAACUGCUGGUGCGGGCCUACAACAUGCUGCACCCCAGUGACAGCGACACCAUGGGCCUCAACAUCACUGUGCUGUCCACCAACACACUGGCACCCCGCUGCUCGCCCGCCGUCUUCCUGGCUCAGGUACCUGAGGACACUCCCAUCGGCUGGACUCUCGUGACGCUGACAUGCAUGGACCCAGAUGCCAGGAACAGCUCCCUGCGCUACCAGGUGGAGGGCGACCAGCACUCACGCUACAGCUUCCGCAUGCAGGGGCCACAGCUGCAGGUCAACGACACCCUGGACUACGAUUCAGCUGCCAGUGCCCGCUUCCAGUACGUGGCUACCAUCUUGGUGACAGACAGUGGGCAGCCCCCGCUCAGCACCCGUGUGCCCGUGCUGGUGACGGUGACUCCGAAGAACGAGCACUCACCUGCGUGCCCAGCCAGCACCAUGUUCAGCGUGCCAGAGGAUGCAGCUUUCGGUGACACAGUGGGCCAGGUGAAUGGCACAGACCUAGACUACCCCUUCAACAACAUUGAGUACAGCAUUGCUGGGGGUGCUGGCGCCAACCCGCCCGCCUUCUACAUUGGCCCACGCACCGGUGAAAUUCACGUGCUUGGGCCCCUGGACUACGAGAGCAAGCAGGUCUAUAUCCUGACCGUGCAGCUGCGAGAUGUGGCCAAUGAUGCAGACCCACGGCACCAGCGCAGUGUGCUGUGUGACAUCACCAUACAAGUGCAGGACACCAAUGACCAGCCCCCACGCUGCACGCCCCCCUUCCAGGAGUUCUUCAUCUACUCCACCCGGGACCCCAGCCUGCCCCUUGUGCAGUUGCAGUGCUCCGACGAGGACAAGAGCACAGUGCUGCCCCUGACCUACACCCUUGUGGGAGGUAACACCAAUGGGCGCUUCCGGCUGGCAGGCAACACCCUGCUGCACUUCGCUUUCUCCUACCCACCCGACAGCAUUCGUGAGCCCCACACCUUUGAGCUGCUGGUGGAAGUGACGGACAGCCUCAGUACGCCACACCACAGCACCACAGCCACACUGGUCGUGCACGUGACACCCUGGGCCACUACCACGCCCAGCACCACCACUACACGCACGACCCUGCAGAAGGAGCCGCUAGUUGUCACACGCACCGAGCGGUUCUGGGCACCCUCACCCUGGUUCGUGGCGUUGCUGACCGUCUCCAUGGUGUUGCUGCUGGUGGUGCUGGCAUGGCUGGCCUGGAAACUCCUGGGUAGUUACAGGUCAGGAUUACCUCUUCAACAGCAGCACCGGAGCGCGCCGCUGGGUCUGAGCAGACACCACCCGCCUUGGUCUGAGUGGACACAGCCCCUCCCCCCCACUGCUCCCUCACCCUGCACUGGGUCUGAAUGGGCACAGCCACACCCGGGUCUGAGUGGUCUCAGUCUCCCCCUCCCCGAGUCCUCCCAGCACAGCUUCUGUGGACAGGCCAUGGCUGGGUCCCUAGAAUGGGGCAGGCUGUAACUUUCUGCUCUGUGCGCUAACCAAGGACCAUCUGCGUGACGUCCCAGACACCCAAAAAACCCUCCUGCUUGUACCCUCCUGCUGAGUCACUACAAUGCCGGGGUGCAGUUCUACCUUUGGGGGGUGCAGGUUUCCCUCCGUGCCCAUCGCAGGGGGACUUGCUGUGGGGAGCUCACAGAAGCAGGGGGGAUGGAGGCUCCAAGGAUCAAACCUAGCUGGUGAUGAAGCUGUGUGUCUUACCCUAGGCAGCGAGACACAAAAGUGGCUGGCACACUGAGGGGUCCUGCCAGGACAGCUCCAGAGCCAGGAGGCAGGGUCCCACCCAACAGAAACGAAGUCGUCCUGGGGAAGAGGGGUACCAAGUUAAGCACCGGGUUCAUUGGCCAUUUGGGCUCGGCUAAAGGAGAGCACGGGGUGUAUGGGGCCAGCCAUGCCCCGUGUCAUUCACUGCACCGAGCAGUGAUUGGGAAAGGGGAAGAGCCGUGCGGGUGCCUCCAAGACAAAGGGCCGUAGCUCAGGCCAGAGGCGCUGAGAACGGUGUACAAGGGAGGAAUCUGCUGAGGUGCCAGUUGGAUUUUAGCUUUAAAAUCUAACAAACAGACUUUGCCAACUGGAGAAGGGCCCUGGCUCACAAUGCACAGGAUAGCAGCACCUGGCACGAACCAGUCCCUCUGCACCCCUGAGCAAACCAAUGGCUACCAGCCACCUGCAACUGUCCUGAGCAAACCACCAGCUGCCAGCCCCCCGCAAAAGUGUCCUGAACCAAACACCAGCUACCAACCCCACCUCCCACCACUCCUCCCCCAAUUGUCCUGAGCAAAACACCAGCCACCCCCCCCCGCGACUGCUUUAAGAAAAACACUGGCCACCAAACACCACCCACCCAAUGGUCCUGAGUAAAACACCAGCUGCCACCCCCACCCCAGCCCUCCAACUGUCUUGAGCAAACCACCGGCUACUAACCCCACCAACUGUUCUGAGGAAAACACCAGCCACCAACCCCCCCCCACUCCUGACUGUCCUUAGCAAAACACGGGCUGUCAGCCCGCUCCAAACUGUCCUGAGCAAAACACCAGCCGCUAACCCACCUGUGACAUUGCACUCCAUAAUGUUUAUUGGAAAUAUGCUUAUGAGUGUGACUAUAAUGUAACUGGAAUAUGCUUUAUGCAA